UGGUACGAGCAUUUGGGCCAUUUCGUGCUCGUUUCAAUUUAGCCGAGGUCGACCUAUGAUGCUUUUGAGGUCGACCUAUGAAGGCAAAAGUUCGAGUUGUGCCAUUGUCUUUGAAUUAUUUGUGCGAAACUAACACUGGUCGACCUCUUCUAAUUAUGAGGUCGACCGGAUCUGUUUUGCACUCAAUUGGUACGAGCAUUUGGGCCAUUUCGGGCUCGUUUCAAUUUAGCCGAGGUCGACCUAUGAUGCUUCUGAGGUCGACCUAUGAAGGCAAAAGUUCGAGUUGUGCCAUUGUCUUUGAAUUAUUUGUGCGAAACUAACACUGGUCGACCUCUUCUAAUUAUGAGGUCGACCGGAUCUGUUUUGCACUUAAUUGGUACGAGCAUUUGGGCCAUUUCGGGCUCGUUUCAAUUUAGCCGAGGUCGACCUAUGAUGCUUCUGAGGUCAAACUAUGAAGGCAAAAGUUCGAGUUAUUUGUGCUAAACUUGUUGAGGUCGACAUGUGAUGAUAUUGAGGUCGACCUCGGGCCAUUUAAAUCGAUUGAAAGCCAAAUGUUCAUGGGGAGUGCAGUGCAGGACAUUAGGCCACCUUGUAAUGCACUCGAAGACACAAACAUCUGCUGCUUUCACCGAGUUCUCCUUUGCUUGUCGGUGACCGGCAUAGGGUUGCAAAGGAUAACUCGGUGAAGGCAGCAGACGUUUGUGUCUUCGAGUGCAUUCCAAGGUGGUCUAAUGUCCUGAACUGCACUCCUGAUGAAAGUCACAUCUGGUUUUCAAUCGAUUUAAAUUUUCCGAGGUCGACCUAUGCUUCUUCUGAGGUCGACCUAUGAAAGCAAUUUUGUACUUGAAUUGUUACGGGUUUAUGUUGACCCAUUCUCGUUUUAAAUUAACUGAGGUCGACCUAUGCUUCUUUUGAGGUCGACCCAUUCUCGUUUUAAACUAACUGAGGUUGACCUAUGAUUCUUCUGAGGUCGACCCAUUCUCGUUUUAAAUUAACCGAGGUCGACCGCUUUAUGGAGUGGUCGACCGCGUAUUGUUCAUUUCGAAAAUGUGACUAACGUGUAUUCUUGCUUGUUUGAUCGCAGGAUGUUUGCCGGCAAAAAGAAAAGAAAGGCACAAAAAGCUGCUGCCUCAAGUUCGGAAUGGGAAGAGUUCAAUCCCAAUAUGUUCCAGACCAAGGAGCAAAGUGAGAACUAUGAAGAGAAGAGAAUGCACAACCGCAGGGUGGCUCCGGGAAGGCCAUUGACGACGGAUGCGUAUUCUCAUUUCAAGAAUUACGGGUUUCUGGGACCCUUCAUUGAGCAGGAGUGGCUGAAGGUGAUAUCACUCAAAUGACUCAAUGUACCAUACUACCCAAAACUGGUACAAUACUUCUACAACAACAUCGUCUACGAGCGCAAUGCAAAUGGAUCCAUUCACGCAUUCAAAUCCUAUGUGAAUGGGGUGGCGAUGCGCAUCAGCAAGAAUGUGUUGGCGCAAGUACUUGAGGCUCCAAACGAGGGGAAGAGAAUCCAUUCUUACGGUGCUUGGAAUGAAACGCAUUUCACGAGAGCCAAGCAAAUCCAUACGCUAUGUGGUCUUUAUGAAGAGGAAGAUGCUUAGGGGCGCAAUAGGCCAACGAGUAACCACCUGACAGUUCAAGCCAGAGUUCUUCACCACAUGCUUUCCUACAACAUUCUGCCAAAGGGUGGACAUCGGGAGACAGUCACCUACUUCGACAUGGAGCUCCUCACCAACCUACUGUUAAACGAGUAGGUGAACUUGCCAUACUUGAUCUUUAACCACAUGCUUACUGCUGCAGAGGGUUCAAACAGGAAUCUUCCCUAUGGGAUGAUCCUCACUGUGCUAUUUGAGCAUUUUAAUGUGAAUUUAAGUGAAGAGGUGGGGUUAAGAAUCUCAAGGCAGGAGUUCUAUACUGUUUCAUCUAUGAAAACGAUGGGCUUUGAGCUGCGUAAUGGUGAGUAUGUCAGAGUAAACAAUGCUCAUGGUGGUGAUGAUGAUGAUGAUGGUGAUGAAGGAGCUCGAGACGAGCCAAUGGCGGAGGCACAGAGUUCAACUCCACCGAUCACCUUACAGCGUGUGUGGGAGCGCAUGGAUGGCAUGUACGAGUACAUGGGCCAGAUGUCCACCCAGAUGACUGGCAUGCACGACUACAUGGGGCAAAUGACCGCCCAGAUGAGCACCAUGCAGGUGACCGUGAAUGAGAUGCGAGAUGAGUGGCGAUCUUUCAGCGGAAGAUACAUGCAUCCCACCACAUCCGACCACCAUCAUGCUAGCACCACCAAUGAAGAAAAUGUGGAUGAGAGAGAGGGGGGAGAUGAGUAGGAGAGAGGAGAUUUUAUAUUGUGUGUUUUAGUGGUCAAAACGAUUGUUGAUUGUUAUUCUGUUGUUUUUUUAGUUUUAUUUUUAUGUGUGAACAAUUAUGAUUUCUGUUUUAUUUUUAGUUGUUAUGCUAUGAAUUGAUGAGUCCUUGUUAUAAUUAUUUAUGACUAAUUAUGAUGGUUUGAAACAUAAUUUAUAGGAUUAAAAGAACCACACAAAU
Linum trigynum is the source of this 2541-nucleotide messenger RNA. The record is from the annotation of a GenBank genome assembly. NCBI's taxonomy places the organism in Eukaryota, Viridiplantae, Streptophyta, Magnoliopsida, Malpighiales, Linaceae.